UUCUGUUUUUCUUACACUCGACGAAGCGCAACUUGGGACGAUUCACAAAUAAAUACAUAAAAUAGUUUUCUGAUAAUUAUAUUUAAAUAAAAAUAUAAACACCAUGGGAGGAGGGGAUUUGAACUUGAAGAAAUCAUGGCAUCCCCAUACGAUGAAAAAUCAAGAAAAAGUCUGGAAGGCGGAGCAAGCCAAAAAUGCAGAAGAUCGCAAAAUGAACGAUUUAAGAAGAGAAAUUAUGGAAGAAAAAAAUCGAGAAGAUCUGAUAAAGAUCGGCCAGUCGUCAGGAGUCCUAACAAAAAACGAUGACAAGAAACUAGAAUGGAUGUACAAAAGCAGCUCGGAGCUAUUAAACAGAGAAGACUACCUUCUGGGAAGACCAGUUGAUAAAGCAUUUGAAAUAAUGGAGGCGGAAGAGAAGAGCAAAGAUAUGGCCGGCAUGAAAGUACCAAUAAAUCACGUUGAACACGAGUGCAUUCCUUUCUCCAUACGGUCCUAUCGUAAUGCUACAUCCACAGAACAGGUUGAUCUUCAGAGAAAGAUAUUAGAAGAUCCUCUUAUGAUGAUCAAGCAAAAAGAGAUGGAAUCCAGACGUAAGAUUCUAGAGAAUCCAGUCAAAUUAAAAGAACUCCAUAGGAUAUUGAAAAUUGAAAAAACAAAAAAGUCCAAAAGCGGCGAGAGUAACUCAUCAACAAAGAAGAGCAAAAAAAGCAAGAAGUCCAAAAAGAAGAAACACCGUAGUUCAGAUUCCGAAGAAAGUGAUAAGGACUUGGAUGAAAUGUUAGAGAAGCAGUAUAAGAAACUUAAGGAUAAAGACAGUAAGCAGUUAGGUGGGCUUGAUCUUACCAAGCUUCUGGAUGCAAAAUAUGAAACCAUAUCAAAAGAGCUUGACAAAGCUGCUCAGUCCAAAAAGAAAAAGUCAAAGAAGAGCUCUAAGAACCGCAGAAGUAGUAGCAGCAGGAGCAGCAACAGUGGAGGCGAUAGUGAUAGCGAUGGCGGACGCGAAAGGAAUAGAAAAUCCGAACAAACGCGUUCUUACAGAGACAAAAGUCGGUCUCCACUGGAUCAAAGAGAUCACCGAAGAGAUCGUGAGAGACGACCUUCUCCUGAUCGCAGAAACGGGAGGAGCGACCGAGAUAGACAUUCUCCCUCAGAGAGACGCAACUGGAACGCUCCAAACCGUAACCGAAAUUUUAACUCAAAUAGAAGAACUGAUGAUCGUUAUCAACGAAGAUCAUAUUCUCGAUCACCACAAAGGAAAGAUCAAUCUACUCGUCGAUCAAGAUCGCCAGAAAAGUCCAAAUACUCUCAACAACGAUCGUCAACUGCACGCAACUAUAACGAAGAUUCAAAGUCAAAAUCUAACAAUAACGAAGAUUCAAAGUCAAAAUCAGCCCAAAAGUCACGUCUCACGGAAGAGGAAAAGGAACAACGCCUCAAAGAUAUGAUGGACAAUGCUGCCUGGCGGGAUAAGGAACGAACCAAAUACGUGCAAAACUAUCGUGAAGUAUACAAAAAGGAGGAAGAACAAAAUAAAGCUCGAGAUUUUGAUAAAGAAUUUAUCAAUACACAACUGAGGAAAGCCAUAUCAACACAAAACUCGGUCGAGUCUAGAAUUAAAUCAAAUGUUAACAAUAUCCAGAGAACGUCCGCUGCAAUGAAUGCAAAUUUUGUUAAGAAAUAAAGUUCGAUAUCCUAAAGUUGGCACAA
Molecule: messenger RNA, 1707 nt
Organism: Eupeodes corollae
Lineage: Eukaryota; Metazoa; Arthropoda; Insecta; Diptera; Syrphidae
Gene: Cwc25
Product: pre-mRNA-splicing factor CWC25 homolog
Exons: 3
Coding region: 104-1681 (525 amino acids)
Biological process (GO): mRNA splicing, via spliceosome
Cellular component (GO): U2-type spliceosomal complex
Source: RefSeq, a predicted model, not a curated record